UCUUCAGAGACGGUGUACGAUUUCCAUGUAUUUGUUUUAACAAGGCUGUAAGAACUACUGUCAGUCUAAUGUUUAUAAUUAUUUACAUAUUCAAAGGCACAAAACCUACAUUAAAAUGUAACCAAUCUUUUAAAUUUUUUUGACUACACAUACUGUAUACCAACCAUCAUUUGUCACUUUAUGUCAUCACACACUCUCUGAUGUCAUCGGCUGAGAUUUACUGACUAAUUUACGAUACGCUUUAUUGGCUCCUGAUGCACCGAGAUGGUGCGUUUGAGUGUUAGCAAAAUAUCGUCCUCGUUCAAAAAUGAAAGGUUAACAUAGUUCAUUAGAUCUUUUUAUCUAUUUUUAUUACUCAGUUAUAUAGAAGGCUUUUAUAAAAUUGUUACGGGAUAAAGUUUCAUUUAAUUUAAUUAAGAUAUAAUGUGUUAACAGCACUAUGGUAUAAAAUGUGUAUAUAUUUGUUUAAAUACAAAAUUCUAAAGAGGUAUAAGAAACUUUUAUGAAGUAUUCUAAAUGUGUCUAAACCUUUGUAAAUUUCAUUCAAGAAAGAAUCAUGAUUCAUUAACAUGAAAUUUUUUUCAUCUGACACACCGAGUCAGCAGCUUAUAUUACCUGUAUGCCAGUUGUUACACUGGAAACUGAAUUUGGAGAAAUUAUAUAAAUGUAACAUGAGGCAUUUUCCACUGCAAUGAUCAGUAAUUUGCGGUAUUUGUUUGUCUGCACUCCUAUCGAAGGUCUUUUCUGCUGUUUUAUCUUUUCGCCCACAGUGUAAUCGAGGUCACCACCUGGCUCGACUUGUAAAGGCAGUAUGGGAAACACGAGCAGCGAGAGGUCAGGAGUGGGGCAGGGCGAGAAGGCCAGCCGCAGGGACAGCCGGGGGGCUAAAGAGGGGGACCGGCCCAAAAUCCUCAUGGACAGCCCUGAGGACGCAGAUAUUUUCCAGGGAGAGGAUAUGAAGGCCCCUUUAGAAAAGGAGGAGUUUUUAGCCUGGAGGCAGGACCUCGAGUCCAGUGAUAAGGAGCUCUUGGCACGGCCCACAGUAUUUCGUUGGACAGGUGCUGGAAAAGAGGUCUAUCUCUCUGGAUCCUUCGACAACUGGGCAAAUAAGAUUCCUCUAACCAGGAGUCAGAACAAUUUUGUCGCGAUUGUGGACCUGCCUGAGGGCGAACACCAGUAUAAGUUCUACGUAGACGGACAGUGGACGCACGACCCAUCUGAGCCUGUAAUGACCAAUCAUGUGGGAUCAAUCAACAACAUCAUCCAGGUGAAGAAAACAGAUUUUGAGGUGUUCGAUGCUCUGAUGGUGGAUUCUCAGAAAUGCUCAGAUAUGUCAGACCUCUCAAGCUCUCCACCCGGACCAUACCAUCAAGACGCGUACAUCCCCAAACAGGACGAGAAGUUCAAGUCUCCGCCCAUCCUUCCUCCUCACCUGUUGCAGGUCAUCCUCAACAAGGACACGGGCAUCUCAUGUGACCCUGCAUUACUUCCUGAACCCAAUCAUGUGAUGUUAAACCACCUCUACGCUCUUUCCAUUAAGGAUGGAGUAAUGGUUCUUAGUGCCACACAUCGCUAUAAGAAGAAGUACGUUACCACCCUGCUGUAUAAACCCAUCUGACACCAGCAGCAAAUAUUUCUGCUCAUGAACUCUUGAACUCUAACACACCUUUCAAGCUUCUAUCCACUCCACUACUGAGAACUAGUGUCUAGUGUAGUUUUUUUUUUUGUUUGUUUGUUUUUUAAUAUAUAUAAUGUGCAGCACUGGUUGCCAAGAGAUUAAUCUUUCGGGUGCUUAGUUUAAAAUAUGCUCAAAACAGUCAGCUUAUCAUCUCAUCAAAAGACCAAUAACGUAGACAGAUUUCAGGCACAAGACUAAAUAUAUAUGGAGAUUUAGAUAUUUCAAGUAAUAUAAAUGAGGAUUACAGUUGCUGUUGAUUAUUUUCUAAUAAUGGCAUAUCUUUAUAGUGUUUUCUUUUUAUAAUCAUAGUUACCUUUUUUUUUUGAACUUAUUAAAGACUGACAUCACACUUUGAUGAGUGUGCCGAGCAUAAACCUCUCAAGUCUGGAAACUGGCAAACUGGAUUCUCUUUCUGUAAAUGGUACAUUUACAGAAAUCUUUACCAUAGAUUUUUAAAAUUUUAUUUAUACAGCAUCAAGCGUACACCAUACUAGUCCGCAUAAGGACAUGCAUGUUGUUAUAAACCUGAACCUUUGAUAUAUUAGGUAUAGAAAAUUUAUCAACAGCUCCUGACCAAUUCAGAACUCAACAUUGGUAUAAAGUAAAAGUUUAGUGUGAAAGUGCAAAAAAAUAAAUAAAAAUAAAUCAGUGCUCAUAUCGCAGUAUAUUUUGUUGAGACUGUUUGCAAAA
Molecule: messenger RNA, 2368 nt
Organism: Clarias gariepinus (North African catfish)
Lineage: Eukaryota; Metazoa; Chordata; Actinopteri; Siluriformes; Clariidae
Gene: prkab1a
Product: protein kinase, AMP-activated, beta 1 non-catalytic subunit, a
Exons: 7
Coding region: 812-1618 (268 amino acids)
Biological process (GO): signal transduction
Cellular component (GO): cytoplasm; nucleotide-activated protein kinase complex; nucleus
Molecular function (GO): protein kinase binding
Source: RefSeq, a predicted model, not a curated record